Molecule: messenger RNA, 390 nt
Organism: Anisakis simplex (herring worm)
Lineage: Eukaryota; Metazoa; Nematoda; Chromadorea; Rhabditida; Anisakidae
Source: the annotation of a GenBank genome assembly
CGAGAAUGUUAUCAAACAAUUCUUAUCACUGUAUCUAAUCCCAAUUCAAUAAAUACAUCAUUCAUGGUCAUCUUAUACAAUGAAAAAAUUUUGAUUAAAAUAACUGUGAUGCGAUUGCUGAAAAAAUUCCCGUCGGGAAAGAAUUCGAUCCUGUGUCGAACAUUCACCAGUAACGUUGUGACUCGUCAUCCAAAAUCCAAAUGGUACCUCUCGUAUAAGGAGUACGCCGGUAAAACACUCAGUCUGUACUGCCAAGGAAUGGCAUAUAUUCUCAGUGGUGAUCUUAUACCUCGAAUGCAUUCGAAUAUUCAAAAAGUUCAAUAUUUAUGGGUGAGGAUGCAUAAAAUCGAUUCAUAUCUUAUGCACUUCCUUAUUUUAAGAACCAAUUAA